GGUGAUCAUUGGAAACGAGUUUCUGUGCAGGCACACUCCCAUCCUCCGUAUAGAGUUUAUGUUAUGAUAAUGAAGUGGCAGCCAAUCACGAAAAUUCGACGUUCAAAAAAUAAAAGAAAUAUAUGAAAUGCUGGUAGGUGGUACGUGAUGAAGCGACGACCAUGCAACAGACGGGGAAAAUAAACGCUGACUGAACACUGACUAGUUACAAAGCUCAUGUCCCUUGAACAACUCGCUGAAAAAAAGUGCGGGCAUUUGCAUUUAGAUACAAAAUUAACGCACUCCAUUUCAUUUUGUGGCGGCUCUUCUGCAAGAUGUGUUUGUCAUUGUAUUACAGGCUAUAACAUUUGAUCGUGUAAACAUUAAAAGAAUUGGCGUUUAUAAGUUUAUUACUCCAUUAAAACUCAAGAUACACUGAUUGCAUUAUUGCCGGUUUUUUAUUAUUAUUAUUUAAUAUUGCCGUGGACGAUAAUGCAGUGGAACGCGGAUACCUGGUCUGCGACGACUUCAGUCGAAACCGGCACUACGUCCCAACUAUUUGCCUCACGGACUCCCAGUCUGAGCAGCGUGUACAACAAGUGCAGUGUCGUGGGGGAGUCCGGGGCUGGGCCCGGAGGAGCCACCCACCAGCCCGUCCCACUGACUUGCCGUUACCCGUACUAUCCAAAUAACCUAGACCCCGGUUCGUCAUCCUCCGCCCUAGCCAGCAUCUCUCCCUACGGAGACGACUUCUCCGUGUGGAAUAGCUUUGAUUUUAGCUCAGCCACCGGAUCUCAACGAUACCAUAGCCCAUUUGCCUCGCCGGCGGCCCCCACGCCUCUCAACCCAGCCGCUGCCGCUGCAGCCGCUGCGGUAUCUAGCCACCAACACACCAGGGAUUCCUACCUAUCUGGAGCGUCUGGGGCCGGUGGAUACUCAUCAGUCAGUCAUCGGAGUACCAACUACCCGCUCUCGGUGUCAGGCUCAUCCAAUCACUUGUCAGCAUGGGUUUCAUCGGUAACCUCGUCCCCAAGGAGGACCAAACGGCGACCAUACUCCAAACUGCAGAUUAUUGAGCUUGAGAAGGAGUUCCAGGAUAACAUGUACCUCACACGGGACAGGAGAACGAGGUUGGCCGAGGUGUUAAACUUGACCGAGAGACAGGUGAAGAUCUGGUAUCAGAACCGGCGAAUGAAGAUGAAGAAGAUGACAGAACGAGAGAAGCAAGAGCAGCAGCAAAUUGAGAGAGAAAAGAUGGCUCUGGGCUCCAAGUAUUUUGCCACUCACCAUCAUUAAUUAUUUUUUUCUACUCAGCACAAUGACUUUUUAUAAAGGGUUCAUUUUUCGACUUGUACAGAUUUUCAGUGCUGCCCGUUUAUGGAGGAUAUACCCAGUGGUUUGUCGCAGAUUUGCAAAUUAAGUCAUUUUGAUCACAGUUCGCACAGCCCGCCAGGUUUAAUACGUACAUGUUCAUUUUUUCAGUUUCAUGUCGAAUGAAAAUUGUUUCUUGCAUCUUCUUAUUUUCUAAAUGGAUUUGGGCGUUAAAAACGUGAAGAAUAAACUUUCAAAGUUCAGCCAGCUUGUUUAACUACAUAAACAUGAAUUUGUUAUUCCGGUAUAGAAUUUUCAAUUUAAACAUGGUGAGACCUAUGCAAAUAGGCUAAUCUGAGACGGGCUUGUUCAUAAUGGAAAUGAAAAAAAAACGUUUUAGUUGAAGCGACCAUGGCUUCUUUUUUUUAAAGUUUUUCACGUAGAUGAAUUUAAAGACUAAAUCGCCCAUGAAUCAGUAAGUGGUACGACUUGCACUAAAUGAGUUGUGUUGUUGCAUAAACAGAAAACUCAUCCCAGCCCCGUAUUCUUGCCACUGGUUUUCUGAAACUUGUCUUACAGUCCCGGAGGAAGGUAUUAUAAAGAUUUUGGGUUAAAAAGCAAUGAUCAAUUUAUUAAGGACAUGACAGAAUUGUUGUUUUCUUUUAUUACCGUACUCUUUCUAUAUGUAUGUUGAAAUGCAUGAACGUGGGAAAGACAAACUUAAGGAUAAGGAUGGGUCAUGGGACUUUUAAUUCCAAGAUUUAUAGCAAAAUAUGGUUUGAAAAUGUCCUUUGGGCUACUUGUUUCCUUCCGAAGUCAUUCGAAUAUUUAACUAAAAUAUAUUCGAUUUGGGCUAUCUUACCCAGCUUGUAUUUUCCCAACGUUCGCUACAAUUUCGUUAUCCGUUGCACAUUUUUUUCUAUUAUCGGUUCUGUUUGUAUAUAUGGCUCAUAAAUUAAUUUGUCAAUUUUUGACUGUAAAUAUUACCACAAACGACACUGUGCUUGUUAUUUGGGCAUUUUUAAUAGAAUUCAAAUAUAACUUGGUUUUAGAAAAUCCUGAAAACAUAAAUGGAUAUUACUGAACAUCAUUUUAAUAUUUUAUUGUGCAAUGCGGUAUUGUGGUGUUAUUCUAAUAAACACGUUCUGACGAUUUAAUAAAAGAAAUUAACACGUAGUGGCGUUUUGUCAAAAUUAACACAUCGCGUUCGAGUUAAAGAUGAUUCGCCGUCCUAUUUCAAAUUUCAAUCUCCCCAAAAAAAUACUUUUGUUUUUUUCCCAUUGCUAUUUUCCUAGCAAUAUUAAAGUUAUUCACUUUUGAACGAGACAUCGAAUGGAAAACUUCAUCGACGUUUAGUUAUUGAAUGAUUUGUCACAAAAUGCAAAUUAUUGUUCUCCCGGUAAUAAUUCGGCUCUCGCAGUGAGGAAUCAUUUGUGCGCAGAAUGAAAGCCCUUCUUUCAGAGGUUUGCAGAUGCCCAAAAUCGGGGGAAGUAGAUUUGUUUUGAUACAAAUAGCCAAACAUACAAAUUGAAAAUCCGUCAGCACGGAGCAUGCAUACAUGUUUUCCUGGAAAUGUUUCUUUAUAAGUUCAAAACUACAUUUCACCUUUUCCAACAAACGUAUUGACUCUUUUCUUUCUCUCUCGCCGCUCUCUUUCACUCAAAUUUCAAGGAAAAGUAAAUUAACUACUUAAAAUAAAUAGGUACUAAUUCGACAUAUUCAAUUACAGGUAUAUUUGAUUAUUAUUGUGCCUUUUUUUUCAGAAUCUGCGAUAAAGUUCAAAACCUUACACAACGGCCGAGUUUUAUAAAAAA
This is a messenger RNA of Patiria miniata (bat star), 3104 nucleotides long. Its product is annotated as homeobox protein Hox-D9-like. Lineage: Eukaryota; Metazoa; Echinodermata; Asteroidea; Valvatida; Asterinidae. Gene Ontology annotation, molecular function: RNA polymerase II cis-regulatory region sequence-specific DNA binding; DNA-binding transcription factor activity, RNA polymerase II-specific. The transcript has 3 exons. Gene Ontology annotation, biological process: regulation of transcription by RNA polymerase II. The record is from RefSeq and is a predicted model, not a curated record. Bases 472 to 1275 code for a protein of 267 amino acids. Gene Ontology annotation, cellular component: nucleus.